AUGACCCGCGCCACUAACUUCACCGAGCUCUACUCAGGUAAAGGCAUCCUGGAGACGUAUAUGAUCGCCGAGAAGAUCACGCGGUACUUCACGCAGGAUCUGAUCGAGCUGUCGGGCCUGCUAGAGUCGAAUUUUCGACCACUCCAGGUGCUGGACCUCGCCUGCGGGACCGGGGUCGUGUCCGAGAAGCUCCAUGAGGUGUUAGCGGGCCAGCCCCAAGCCAGCUGGGAGCUGAUAUGCGGCGACAUCUCGACGGAGCUGACGGACCAUGUCAAGCGCAAGAUUGUCGAGGAAGGGUGGUCUAAUUCGAGCGCUCGGGUGAUGGAUGCCCAGAACACAGAGUUGCCUGCCACUGAGUUGACGCAUGUGUUUGCUGCGCUGGCGUGGACCUCAUUUCCUGAUACUUACGCCGCUUUGAACGAUACGCUCCGCAUUCUGAAGCGAGGUGGCACAUUGACCAUCUCAACCUGGCAGAAAACGGAAUGGCUCCCCGUCCUCGAAGCCGCCGUCCGCACCAUCCCAGCAGACCUCCCCUUCCCCACUACCAAAGAAUUCAUGUCCUGCAUGAAUCCCGGCUGGGACGACGAGGAGUACGUGCGUGGCCGCCUCGAGCAGGCUGGUUUCGUGCGCAUACACACGACCACAAUCUCCAAGGAAUUCAAUACCUCUACGGCCGAUCUGUACAAGAUCGCCGGGCCGGUAAUUCCGAUCAUAGUUAGUAAAUGGUGGUCGGUCGAGCAGCGCGAGGCUCAUGAGUGGGAGAUUUUGCCGGCGCUGGCGAGUUAUUUGGACAAGACGUACGGAGAGACCAGCCUGGUGCCGCAGAAGUGGACGGCGGUUUUUGCGAGGGGCGAGAAGAGGGGAUAG
Penicillium waksmanii is the source of this 867-nucleotide messenger RNA. Its product is annotated as class I SAM-dependent methyltransferase. The record is from RefSeq and is a predicted model, not a curated record. NCBI's taxonomy places the organism in Eukaryota, Fungi, Ascomycota, Eurotiomycetes, Eurotiales, Aspergillaceae. The coding region runs from base 1 to 867 and encodes 288 amino acids. The transcript has 4 exons.